Molecule: messenger RNA, 1162 nt
Organism: Cylas formicarius (sweet potato weevil)
Lineage: Eukaryota; Metazoa; Arthropoda; Insecta; Coleoptera; Brentidae
Product: trypsin 3A1-like
Exons: 2
Coding region: 41-790 (249 amino acids)
Biological process (GO): proteolysis
Molecular function (GO): serine-type endopeptidase activity
Source: RefSeq, a predicted model, not a curated record
GUCAAAAUUUUUCCAAAAAUCGUAUUAAUCUAAAAGAAAUAUGUUAGCUUUAAGUAUAAUUUUAUUGAUUUGUGUGCAUUGUUUUGCCGCGCCACAAAAACAAAAUACGUUGCCCAGGAUUAUUGGAGGCGAACAGGUAGACAUUUCUCAAGUACCGUACCAGGUAGCGAUUUUACUUGAUGGGCAACAAAACUGCGGAGGAACUCUAAUUUCACCUACAAAGGUACUGACUGCGCAACAUUGUUGGAUCGACGGAGCCAGAAUAUCUGACUACAGCGUGCGGGUAGGUUCUACAGAUUGGGAAGAUGGUGGCCAAGAAAUUGAAAUAACCGCUUUCGAUAUACACGACGCACCGAAAGGAGAAAUAUUUACAAGCUAUGAUAUCGCUGUUAUUACUUUGAAAUCAGCAGUAAAUGUUUCCAAUGCUGUGCCAAUCCCGGUGGAUGAUGCCGAUACAGUGCAUGUGACAGGAGAAGUUGCAACAGUAUCAGGAUGGGGGAUAACAUAUGACCCAUUUAGUCCAAUACCACCCAAUGUAACCAGCGAUAAAUAUCCAUUAAGUGCAAUAAAUUCUACCGUCGUAUCCUGUGGGGACGGUCUCGACACUAUACUCUGUCUUAGCCUAAAUGGAACCGGAGCUUGCUAUGGUGAUUCUGGUGGACCAGCAGUUAUUAACGGAAAACUGGCAGGAAUUGUUUCAGGUGGCAUAUGCGCUUCUUAUAUCUCUCCCGGAUUCUUUACCAAAGUUUCGGCAUUUAGAGAAUGGAUAAAGGAGCACGCUGAUGUUUAAUGUUCUCUCGUAAAUUCUGUGAACCAUUAAGUAUUGAGUUUUUGCAAUUCACUUUUUUCUCAACUCCAAUUGCUUUUUAUAUGGUUAGUGUGAAGAAGAAUCUAUUAUCGCGUCUUUUCUGAAAUGUGAACAUUUAUAAAAUUAUUUUGUGAUACCGUAAAUCUAAACUUCAUUCAAAUGUAAUAUACUUUUUUAUAUCUGGUCAAUUUAUUAAAUACUAAGACUAAUUUCCAUUUUUUGUAUUUUUUCGGCUGAAAAAUCAGCAUAUUAGGAAACCCUCGGAAAAUAGAUAUUAGGGUAACUGGUAAUAUUUAGAAAAGGAAUAUACACACACCAAAUAAGUUUUAAAAAUUUAUCGUAACUUUCGAAUCU